Molecule: messenger RNA, 201 nt
Organism: Postia placenta MAD-698-R-SB12
Lineage: Eukaryota; Fungi; Basidiomycota; Agaricomycetes; Polyporales; Adustoporiaceae
Exons: 1
Coding region: 1-201 (66 amino acids)
Source: RefSeq, a predicted model, not a curated record
AUGUCAUCAUGCAUACAUACAGCCUCUCGGAUUUCCUGGAGGGCUCCUGGUGUUGGUUGGUCUCUCGAUCCCACAGGCUACAUAGGAUGGCAUCCUAUGCAUCUGUGCUCGAUAGCGCAGAGCGAAGCCGAUAAGGAGAGAGGUAAGACGGACAGCUCGUGUUUAUCAGACAGGCGCGAGAGGGGCGAGCAGAUUGAAUAG